This is a messenger RNA of Candidula unifasciata, 1560 nucleotides long. The record is from the annotation of a GenBank genome assembly. NCBI's taxonomy places the organism in Eukaryota, Metazoa, Mollusca, Gastropoda, Stylommatophora, Geomitridae.
GUCAGCCAAAAUGCAGUUACUGCUGGAUGUUUUUCUGCAAGACAUAUUUGUGUAACAGCACCAACAUUUGCUGCAGGUCCCAAGGGUGCAGAAGUGUCUUCUAUCUUGGAAGAUAGAAUCCUUGGCCAGUCAGCAGACGUCAAUCUAGAUGAGACAGGCCGUGUGUUAUCUAUUGGUGAUGGCAUUGCUCGAGUCUAUGGCCUCAAGAAUAUCCAGGCAGAGGAGAUGGUAGAGUUCUCAAGUGGUCUGAAGGGCAUGGCUUUGAACUUGGAACCUGACAAUGUUGGAGUUGUAGUCUUUGGUAAUGACAAGCUCAUCAAAGAAGGAGAUGUGGUGAAAAGAACAGGUGCUAUUGUGGAUGUACCUGUCGGCAUGGAGCUUCUUGGAAGGGUUGUGGAUGCUUUGGGAAACGUAAUUGAUGGAAAGGAAUCAUUCCCCGAACCUCCUGUGAAAGAACCUAUGCAGACCGGUAUAAAGGCAGUAGACAGUUUAGUGCCUAUUGGUAGAGGACAGCGUGAGCUCAUUAUUGGUGACAGACAGACUGGAAAAACAGCUAUUGCCAUUGAUACCAUCAUCAACCAGAAAAGAUUCAAUGAAGCUGAAGAUAACAAAAAGAAACUCUUCUGUAUUUAUGUUGCUAUUGGCCAGAAGAGAUCAACAGUUGCCCAGCUUGUGAAGAGGCUUACAGAUGCUGAUGCCAUGAAAUACAGCAUUGUAGUGUCUGCCACUGCUUCUGACGCUGCCCCGCUGCAGUACUUGGCUCCCUACUCGGGUUGUGCCAUGGGUGAAUUCUUCCGUGACAAUGGCAUGCAUGCUCUCAUUAUUUAUGAUGAUUUGUCCAAGCAGGCUGUAGCAUAUCGUCAGAUGUCAUUGCUGCUGCGUCGUCCUCCUGGCCGUGAAGCCUAUCCCGGUGAUGUCUUUUACCUGCAUUCCCGCUUGUUGGAAAGAGCUGCUAAGAUGAAUGACACCCAUGGAGGAGGUUCCCUUACUGCCCUCCCAGUCAUCGAGACCCAGGCUGGGGAUGUGUCUGCUUAUAUUCCAACAAACGUCAUCUCAAUCACUGAUGGGCAGAUUUUCUUAGAGACUGAAUUGUUCUUUAAGGGCAUUCGACCGGCCAUUAAUGUUGGUCUGUCUGUCAGCCGUGUGGGAUCUGCUGCCCAAACUAGAUCCAUGAAACAGGUGGCUGGUUCCAUGAAGCUGGAAUUGGCUCAGUACAGAGAGGUAGCUGCCUUUGCACAGUUUGGCUCUGACUUGGACCAAGCAACCCAGAAUUUGCUAAGGAGAGGAGUUCGGCUGACAGAAAUCUUGAAGCAGGGCCAGUAUGUACCCAUGGCCAUUGAAGAACAAGUGUGUGUAAUCUACUCUGGUGUGCGUGGAUAUCUUGACAAGCUGGAUCCCUCCAAAAUCACCCAGUUUGAGGCUGAGUUUUUGAAGCACCUGCGCAGCUCUCAGCAAGACCUCCUGAAAACCAUUGCUGCAGAAGGCAAAAUCAAUGAACAGGUGGAUGAGAAACUGAAACAAAUAGUCACCAGCUUUCUAACUGGAUUCCAGACAGCUUAG